UUCUACCACUACCACUAGGCCAACCCAGUCUGCCUUGCGAAUCCUACUCACCCUGCAAAACCCAGCUUAGGCAUCACCUCCUCUGAGCAGCCCUCUCUACGUCCUCCGCACCUGGACAGAAUUAAUCACCCCCUGUUUGUGCUACCCUGCACCACGAAUAUGCCUGAACUUCUCACUUCUCUCACCCUGCUGUCAUCAAGUGGUGGUCUGCAUCCCUGAUAGACCCCUAAAGGACUGUGGUUCUUUGCAGGUAUGGCCUACAUGGUGAAUUUAUUAUUUCACCACCUGCAUCAGCACAACACCUAGUGCAUGUCAGUCCACAGUGCAAAUUCAUUCAAUUGGGUUUAAUUUCUGUUUGGCAGGUAAUGGCUCUUCCUUUUUACUCCCCACAGAAAACGAGUGAUUGCUUUUCUUUCCUCACUUUUGGAAGCCCUGCCUCUCACACAGUUGCACUGGACAUCCUGGUUCUUUGAUGGAUGAAGAAAGCCAACUGAUGCAGCCCCAAGACCAGAGCUGCUGGGCCACUCUGCCCGAUGUGUGCCUACAACGUGUUUUCUGGUGGCUGGGAGAUAGGGACAGGUCCAGGGCAGCCCUUGUCUGCAGAAAGUGGAACCAGAUGAUGUAUUCGGCUGACCUCUGGCGAUACAGGACCAUCACAUUCAGUGGGAGACCUUCCAGGGUACAUGCAUCUGAAUUUGAGUCAGCUCUUUGGUAUGUUAAGAAAUUUGGUCGUUAUCUGGAGCACCUGGAGAUCAAAUUCCUGAAUCCUUACAAUGCUGUCUUGACCAAGAAGUUCCAGGUCACCAUGCGAGGCCUUCUCUCGAGUCUGGGCAAGAGUAACAACCGCCUGAAAUCCCUUUCCAUUCAGCACCUGGAGCUGGACCGCCUGGUCUGGAGGAACAGCAUCAGGAGCUCGUUCAUUAAAAGUCUGAGCUUCUUCUUAAAGAAGAUGGGCAAACACCUGGACUAUCUCAACCUGAAAGGCAGCCGGCUGACUGUGGAGCAAGGCUGCCACGUUCUCAACUCCCUGAGCUACUUAAGGAAUGAGAGUAUGGCGUCGGAGCUCAACAUCGAGGACUUCUUUAGCCACCACCUCGCUGUCUACAGCAGCCCCCAAUUCAACAAGACCAUGGCCACGUUCCGCAACCUGGUGUCCCUGACCCUGAACUACAACUGCAUCUCUGACGAGCUGCUCGAGAACUUGUGUGAGAACAAUGCCAGCACCCUCUGGACCAUAAACAUCAAGUGCCACAUUCAUGACCCCCACGGGCAGGUCAUCUGGGGCAUGUCCUGGGCCAAACUGGCCAGGUAUGCCACCAACCUGAAGGUGAACUUCUUCUUCGAGCGGGUCAUGAAGUAUGAGCGCUUGGCCCGGAUCCUCUUGCAGGAGAUCCCGGUCAGGAGCAUCAGUCUGAGAAGCUGUUAUUUCAGUGACCCCGACUGGUCCAUGCGGCCCACCCUGCUGGAUCUCCUGCCCACCUUCCGGCACACUCUGCAGAAAUUAACUUUUGAGUUCAAUAACAACCACGAGUCGCUUGACAAGGAGCUGCACCUCCUCAUCUUAUCCUGCAGAAAGUUGUUUUACUUCAAAAUCUGGGCUUUCCUUGAUGUUAAGUUUGUGGAGCGGAUCCUGAAGAGUCAGGAAGAAGGGCAGUGUGCCCUGCGCACUCUCAAGGUGAGAAUUUACACGAACAGAUAUGAGACAAAUGAAGAGGACAGGACACUGCGGGAAAUUUACCGGAAGUACAGAAAGCUGAUCGAUUCAGAGCUUAAUUAUUUUGUCAUCGCCUACCCCAUGAUGUAGUGAGCGCUCUCCAGAGGAAGAAAGUAAGGAGCACUUUGAAGCUGAAAGCCUGGCUCAUAUAGAAGGACACUUGGGGCAUCCCCUCCCCCACCCCCUUUCCUCUCUCUCUCCAUUCAGCCAGGUCCACACCAACAUGAACACCCCAGCAAAGGCUGGGACUGCUGGGGAUGGGAAGGCCCCAGGUGACUUUAAAGUGCUAUAUUUAUCAUCUAUCCAGGGGUAAUUUCUCGUUUUGUCAUUUGAUUUUGAUUUUUGACACCCUCACUCAGCCACAGAGCUAAAAGCUCAAAGCCUCUCAAAGUGGUUUCCUCCCCUGACUCCCACUAACCAAUGCACCUGAGAAAGUGUGAUGAGCCAGGGAGCAAGUGGGAUCAUGUUUUCCAGUCAUUGCCAUUAUCAGUUCAGAAAUGCUUUCUGUCCUGGCCGGCCCUCAGGUCAGAGCCUCCUGAAACUGACCUUGGCCGAGCCUGGUCUCAGAAGAAUGGAAACCCACCAGCAUGUCCUCCGACAAAGCAGGGAAAUCCCCACUUUCAGAAGAAGCCCGCUGAGAGCUGGAACUCCCUCCUACAGAGGGAACUCAGCCCCAAAUUUAUCAGUGUUGUGGGCUGAUAGCUCCAGCACCUCCUU
Molecule: messenger RNA, 2431 nt
Organism: Phyllostomus discolor (pale spear-nosed bat)
Lineage: Eukaryota; Metazoa; Chordata; Mammalia; Chiroptera; Phyllostomidae
Gene: FBXO39
Product: F-box protein 39
Exons: 3
Coding region: 473-1804 (443 amino acids)
Molecular function (GO): protein binding
Source: RefSeq, a predicted model, not a curated record